UUCACAUUGUGGAAGUGAAAAAAUUAACAUUAACAGGUGGUGUGAAAACUCGCGGGUUCAAAAUAGUUGUUUCCUCAUUCUCAACACGCUACAAAUUGGUUGCCAUUGUAUCGAGAAUCCAGCUCAUAGGCACAUCCAAUCUUCGACAAGAUGGAUGCUCAGAGAGCUUUGCUUGACGAACUCAUGGGCUCAGCACGUAAUUUGACUGAAGAAGAGAGAAAAGGGCAUCGGGAAGUUAAAUGGGAUGAUAAGGAUGUCUGUGGUUGCUACAUGAUUCGGUUCUGCCCUCACGAUUUGUUUGUCAACACACGAAGUGACUUAGGUGUGUGCCCAAAAAUUCAUGAUGCAAAGUUGAAGGAAAGUUUUGAGAAGUCCCCUAGACAUGAUUCAUAUGUCCCGAAGUUUGAAGCUGAACUAGCUCACUUCUGCGAAAGACUGGUCUCAGAUUUAGAUAGAAGAGUUAGGCGUGGUCGUGAACGACUUGAACAAGAUGUUGAAGUUCCCCCACCUCCUCCAAUUCCUGUUGAAAAAGCCGAGCAGUUGUCGGUGUUGGAAGAAAAGAUAAAGAGCCUGCUUGAACAAGUCGAGUCCCUUGGUGAAGCAGGUAAGGUUGAUGAAGCUGAGGCACUUAUGAGAAAGGUUGAAAUGCUUAAUAUUGAGAAGACCACCCUGACUCAGCAACCCCAACAAGAUAAGCUGCUGAUGAUGGCACAUGAGAAAAAAAUGGCGCUAUGUGAAGUUUGUGGUUCAUUUCUAGUAGCAAAUGAUGCUGUCGAGAGGACUCAGUCGCAUGUUGCUGGCAAGCAGCAUAUGGGUUAUGGCAUGGUCCGGGAGUUUCUGGCUGAGUAUAAGGAAGCCAGUGAGAAGACAAGAGAAGAAGGUAGACUGGCCAGAGAGAAAGAAGCCGAAGAACGAAGAAAGCUGAGAGAGAAAGAGUACGAGAGCAGACGAAGAAGCAGCUCGGCUGACAGGGAUAGGUAUCGUGAUCGGGAUUAUGACAGAUACCGAGAAAGGGAUAAUAGUCGGGGAAAACUGGAUAGAAAAAACAGCAACAGGUCCCGUAAUGGGAGAGAAAGCAGUAGGGAUAGAUAUCGAGAGCGUGAUAGAAGCAGGUCACAUUCUCCAGUAAGGCACGGUCGUCGUCGAAGCCCCGGACGCGCACGUUAGAGCAUUUUUCGUCUAUUAUUAUAUCUGAAUGCUGAAGAGGUAGACACCCCUCCUUUGUUAAUGAACAACCGAUGUCUAAUGUGUCAUUGUGGUUUGGAGUCUCUUUUGAAGUUACAUUUGACGAUGAGUAAAAAUGUUUUUCUGUUCUCACAGCUCUAUUUGAGACUGUACAAAAUCUCCUAUCACCGAUAUAAUUAGAGGAGAAAAAGGUCGAGGAUUUUGCAAAGGGUGUUCGAGGAUUGCACUUAAUUGUUUAUGGUAAACUUUGUUAUCUCAUUUGUAAUUGAAAGGUAUGCUUUUUGUAUGGAUAACAACUUCAUCAUGGUGACUCGAGUAAUCAUUGUUUGGUAUAUGUUUAUCUUGGUAAGUUCACACAAUUAGAUGGUGCCGUGAUAUUCUGGAAUUGUUUUUGUGAACUCUUUUUAAGUUUUCCAAAUGUUCUGCUUGAAGAACUCCAAGUUAAGUCUUGUGUAUAUCUUCUAGUUUAUAGUUUAUCCGAAAGUACGUUCUGGGGAUAAAUGUUUGUGUAUUCUAAUGUUUUUGGGAAUAUAUUAGAUGAAGCAAAAGCAAUAGGAUUAGGAGUGGUAUUGUCAACAGAAGCACUUGCAGGAGCGGUUUCAUCCAUAGGAUCAGCUGGCACACUUGUAGUUCAAAAGUGAUCAGUUGUUUUGGAAGGAUUUACAGCUUUCUAUUAUGAGUUUGUAGUGGAUAAAUGAAAAUGCAUUUGGAAACAUAUUUUUUGACAAUCUAU
Messenger RNA from Striga asiatica, 1918 nucleotides. The record is from the annotation of a GenBank genome assembly. Lineage: Eukaryota; Viridiplantae; Streptophyta; Magnoliopsida; Lamiales; Orobanchaceae.